ACUUCUGCCGUCAUUGUCAGCUCGUCUACCAAGGCCUCUUCGACCUCUUCUUCAGCCGUUCCCACCUCUAGCAGCACUGGUAGCGGAAAGCGUGGUCUUGCUUACAACACUGCCUCCCUCCUGACCUGCUUCGAGGACAGCACCCAGGUCAGCUGGGGCUACAACUGGGACUCUGACAGCGCCGGUCUGUCCAGCAGCUUCAACUACGUCCCUCUCCUUUGGGGCCUGAGCCACACUGAUGUCUGGAACUCGCGCGCCACCAGCGCCAUUGCCAACGGUGCCACUCACUUGAUGUCCUUCAACGAGCCCGACAUGACUUCUCAGGCCAACAUGUCUCCCGAGGAUGCCGCUUCCGCUUACAAGACUUACAUGAUGCCCUUCGCUGGCAAAGCCAAGCUUGGUGCUCCUGCCGUUACCAACGGUGGAGGUAGCAUGGGUCUCAACUGGCUCGCUGCUUUCCUCGAGGCCUGCGAUGGUUGCCAGGUUGACUUUGUCACCAUCCACUGGUACGACUCUGCCUCCAACACUGCCUACUUCAAGGAGCACGUUCAGAACGCCACUGAUGUCGCUGGCGGCAAGCCUGUCUGGGUCACUGAGUUUGCCCCUACUGGCAACCCCUCGAACGCUGACAUCUCGACUUUCCUCGAGGAUGUCAUGCCUUGGAUGGACAGUCAGUCAUUCGUCGAGCGUUACAGCUACUUCAUGGCUUCCGACGGUGCCCUCAUCAGCGGUACCGAGCCCUCGACCUUCGGUCAGACUUAUGCCACCUACUCUUCUUAA
Messenger RNA from Aureobasidium namibiae CBS 147.97, 780 nucleotides. RefSeq lists its product as uncharacterized. Gene Ontology annotation, cellular component: fungal-type cell wall. The annotation marks the transcript as partial. Gene Ontology annotation, biological process: fungal-type cell wall polysaccharide metabolic process. NCBI's taxonomy places the organism in Eukaryota, Fungi, Ascomycota, Dothideomycetes, Dothideales, Saccotheciaceae. The transcript has a single exon. The record is from RefSeq and is a predicted model, not a curated record.